AUGAGGGUGAAGAAGAGGCAGCAGGCGAUCGUGGGCUUCCUGGAGGCGAACCGGAUCUCGUUUGAGGAAGUAGACAUCACCAUGCUGGAGGACGAGAGGCAGUGGAUGUACCGGAACAUUCCGCAGGAAAAGCACCCUGAGAAGGGCAACCCACUGCCCCCGCAGAUCUUUAACGGACAGGAGUACUGUGGGGAUCAUGAGGAUUUCUUCCAGUCGAAGGAGAAUAACACUGUGUUUUCAUUCCUGGGACUCAACUCCCACCCCUCAGUGAAGGAAGAAUUAACCAGUUAAUUUGAUCUUGCCCAAGUGCCCCUGUUCUUGAGACACACAUGCAUAAGGGAGAUGAUGGGGAAGUGAAUUAGCAGAACCAUCUAGAAAGGACAAGUGGAAGUAGGUUUCAGGCUCAUGUAAGUGAUUUCACAUUUGUCUCCUUGGCAUUUGUCAUGAUAGACUCCCCAAACAAAAAUGUUGUCGGUCUUCUUUAUGUGAUAGUGAUUGACUACACAAAUAAAAAUCUUCAUUCAUAUCAUUCAAUGUAUUCCUUGUUGCAACUAAGUAUCUACACCUAAAACACAGUAAAGCAUUUUGUUGCAAGUUUGUUUGAGAAUGUUGUUGAAUUUAUUUCAACUGUGCCUUAAUAUAAUAGUGCAUAUCGUUGCUUUAAGUUAUUAAAGGAGUUGAAGGAGACAGUAUAGCAAACAUACACUGCGUGUUGUUUGUUUAUCUUGUGAUUCGGCGGCUACAAGGCUGUCUGUCUGUGCGGUUGUGUGGUUGAGUUUCACUUCACUUAUCCACCUGUUUGUUUGUUUGUUUUUUUGUUCUACAGGAAUCUGAAUCGUAAGCGUUGCCAUGGAAGAGUGUGUGGAUAGAAUUGUGCCGCAUCACUUCCUGUUUCGGGGGAUCUCACCCAGACCACACUGAAGCCUUGCCAAAUGAUGAUGCUGUCCACACACGCAGAAACAUACUGUACACACACACACACACACACACACACACACACACACACAUGCAUGUUUACGCACAGACACACACACAGACACACACACACGCACGCACACACACACACACACACACACACACACACACACACACACACACACACACACACACACACACACACACACACACACACACACACACAGAAAACUGCGGCAACAGAGGAGUUUGGCCAUGAACAAUAGACACUUAUUUUUUUUCUCUUUUGUAUGACUUAUACUUGUGACCGAUGGGAUGUAGCUGAUAUUAUCUAUGCUUAAAUAUUAGACUAUAAUGUGGCUUCAGAGAGGGGAUUGUGUGUGAUUGUGUGUGUGUGUGUGUGAGUGUGUGAGUGUGUGUGUGAGUGAGUGUGUGAGUGUGUGAGUGAGUGUGUGAGUGAGUGAGUGUGUGAGUGAGUGAGUGUGUGAGUGAGUGAGUGAGUGAGUGAGUGAGUGAGUGAGUGAGUGAGUGAGUGAGUGAGUGAGGAAAAGUCUAUGAGUAGGGCAUGAAGACCUCCAUGUUUUGUUGUGUUGUUCUCUACUGUUAGUGUCAGAUAUGCCGCUCUGUUCCAGGAACUGUAAAGUGAUGAAUAUUUUAUCCCUUCACUUUACUCCGAAAGGCCUUGUCAAAAGUGAAAGAAAUGAUUGACACAGUCUUGAAUCUCUAUAUCUUUACUCUUUCUUUCCUUCUGCCUCUUCUUCUCUUUCUUAAAUAUUUGUCUUAACUACAUCCCUGCACACAUUUUCGUGCUGUGUGUCUGCAGUCUGUAUGUCUUUGCUUGAUUGUCAUUAGUGUGGAAAUGUUAACUAUCUUCUUUGUGGUUAGUCCUUUUCCCUCACUCUUUCUUUCUCAGGUGGUUAUUCACAUGUAGCAUGUUACACUAUAGUGAGACACACACACACACACACACACACACACACACACACUUGCUGAUGUCUGUCCUGCAUUCAGCAGUAUAACGAGUGGACAAGAGCUUAUGACUGUCCACUUAUGAAUGGGUUGCAAGUAGCAACUCUUUCUACUGGUCUGGGGUAGUGUUUCAUUAUUUGGACAUCUGCUUUGUCUAACCCCCCCAGACACACACACACACACACACACACACACACACACAUUCAUUUACCUUAUGUGGAUUAAAUGGGUGUUUUUUUCCUGGAUGGAAUAGGAGUCACAUGUUCUUUGACCUCAGAUUAGUGAGACAGACAGAGUCACUGCUUUCAUUUAUAUUUCCCCAUCUCUCUCCCGUUCCCCCCCCCCCCUAUUUUUCUCUCGCCCUCUCUAACCCCCCCUCCUCCGUCUGUCCCCAUACCCUUUAUCCCUAUUCAUUCCUCUCCUCCAUCUCUUUUUUUUAUUCUUUUCAUCCCAUCGCUACUUCCACCCCUUCCAUCCUUCUGUGAUCCUCUCGGUCUUUCUCUCUCUCUCUGUUUUUCUCUUAUUAAAUUAUCAUGGGUGGAUGAGCUCCUCAUUCAUGUUUGCAAUUGACUGACACACACAUACAGAACUCACCCUCGUCAUCUCUCUCUCUCUCAAAGGCACUUAAAUUUUUCUCUCUCUCACCAUCCCUCCAUUCCUCUCAUCUCCCUUCUUUUCUCUAUCCCUAUCUUUUUUUUUUACCCAUCCUGCCUUUCCAUCAUACUCCUCAUUUCGUCCUCACAGUUCAACUGCAGAUUAGCCAAACGCCCCCUGGUGGCCACAUCAUGCUGAUUAAGAUGCAAACUAUUUUUCAUCACAGAGAAUUAAAAGUAUGAAAUAUUGUAUUGUUUUGUAAAUAAACAGUAUAUGCCUGUC
Sardina pilchardus (European sardine) is the source of this 2760-nucleotide messenger RNA. RefSeq names its product SH3 domain-binding glutamic acid-rich-like protein 2. The transcript has 4 exons. NCBI's taxonomy places the organism in Eukaryota, Metazoa, Chordata, Actinopteri, Clupeiformes, Clupeidae. The record is from RefSeq and is a predicted model, not a curated record. Bases 1 to 291 code for a protein of 96 amino acids. Gene Ontology annotation, cellular component: cytoplasm.